AUGCUGCGCUCUAUUGUCUCCACACUUCCUCGUACUGCCGCCCGUGUCGCUCUUCGAAAUGCACCUACAGCUACCAGACCAUUGGUUCCUGCCUACAGCUCUUCACUCGCUAAAGCCAUGCCUGCUUUCGGAUCCGCUAUGCGCGCUUACACUUCUUCAGUCGCCCCCGAGAUCAAGCGUGCUUCUGUUCAAUGCCCUGCUCCUCAUUUCACUUCCACUGCUGUUGUUGACGGCGAGUUCAAGGAAAUCUCCCUCACUGAUUACAAGGGACAAUACGUCGUCUUCUUCUGGUAUCCCAUGGAUUUCACUUUCGUUUGCCCGACUGAAAUCAUUGCCUUCUCUGAUCGCAUUGAGGAAUUUAAGCAGUUGAAUACAGCUGUCAUUGCUGCUUCAACUGACAGCGAAUUUUCUCACCUUGCAUGGGUCAACACUCCUCGCAAGCAAGGUGGACUUGGUGAAAUGAAGAUUCCUAUCCUUGCCGACAAGACCAAGAAGAUUGCUCGCGAAUAUGGCGUCCUUUUGGAGGAUGCUGGUGUAGCCCUCCGUGGUUUGUUCAUCAUUGAUCCCAAGGGAGUUGUCAGACAAAUCACUAUCAAUGACCUGCCCGUUGGCCGAUCUGUCGAUGAGACUCUCCGUUUGGUUGAGGCUUUCCAAUUUACCGACAAGCAUGGUGAGGUUUGCCCUGCUGGAUGGCAAAAGGGAGGAAAGACCAUCAAGCCUGAUGUUGCCAAGUCCAAGGAAUACUUCUCCAGCGCUUAA
Umbelopsis ramanniana AG is the source of this 759-nucleotide messenger RNA. RefSeq lists its product as uncharacterized. Bases 1 to 759 code for a protein of 252 amino acids. The record is from RefSeq and is a predicted model, not a curated record. Gene Ontology annotation, biological process: cell redox homeostasis; cellular response to stress; response to oxidative stress. Lineage: Eukaryota; Fungi; Mucoromycota; Umbelopsidomycetes; Umbelopsidales; Umbelopsidaceae. The transcript has 4 exons. Gene Ontology annotation, molecular function: thioredoxin peroxidase activity. Gene Ontology annotation, cellular component: cytosol.